UCAAAAGUGCAUCGCCCACCUUUUCACUCCUUCUCUCUCUCCGUCUGUUACUCUCUUAACACAAACGCACUUCGACCUCUCUUCUUUAGAGAUCUUCUCUGCUUCCCUCUGAAGCUUUUUACAGGACUCGGCUGCUCGCUCUUCUUCUGGUAAAAGACUGGAAGACGCUCUAACCAAGUCAGCGAGCUCGUCAGCAUGCGUUGUGUGAGCUGGUUGUUGCUGGGGACCUGCCUCCUGGUCCUGGGCCCCGCGGUGCAGGGAGCCCCGGGCCAGUGCCCCAGCCCGUGCCACUGCCACGGGGACCUCCAGCACGUCAUCUGCGACAACGUCGGGCUGAAGAAGAUCCCCCAGGUGUCAGAGGUCACCCGUUUGCUGAACCUGCAGAGGAACAACCUGGGCAGCAUACUUACGGGGGCCUUCGGUGAAAGCAAGGGACUUAUCUCUCUGCACAUGCAGCAUUGUCAUCUCCGAGAGAUUGGAUCCCAGGCCUUCAAGGGGCUGAAGAAGCUCAUCUACCUCUACCUGUCCAACAACGACAUCAACAGCAUCAAGCCCGGCGCCUUCGAGGACCUGACCGAGCUCACCUACCUCUACCUAGAUGGGAACCAGAUCAGCGACCUCGCUAAGGGCAUCUUCUCCCCCAUGAUCAACCUCUUCAUUCUGCAGCUCAACGACAACAAGCUCCGGGAGCUGCGGCCGGGGACCUUCGCCGGUGCCACAGACUUGCGCUGGCUGCACAUGAGCGGGAACGAGCUGACGACCCUGCACCCGGGCUCUCUUGACGACGUGGAGAACCUGGCUAUACUUCACCUGGAGAGGAACAAGCUGUCCACCUAUCCCAUUGUGGCAAUGAGCAAACUACGAGUGGUGGAGGAACUCACGCUGGGAAAGAACCCCAUGAGGACCAUCCCAGACUUUGCCUUCCAGAGCUUUGGGCGCUACAUGGAGAACCUAUACCUGGACAACAUGGGUCUGGAAAAGUUCUCAGAUGGUGCGUUCACUGGUGUGACGGCGGUCAAGUCACUGCACCUGGACAACAACAAGCUAAAGUUCCUUCCCAAAAGCCUCGGGUUUGGCACCCUCACCAACCUCACGCUCUCCAGCAAUCCAUGGAGCUGCACGUGCCAGCUAGCUCCAUUGCGCAGGUGGAUGGACUCUAGCCGCAAUCGUCCGGACGCAGUGUGUGCAUAUCCACCUCAGCAGAAAGGACAGCAAGUGAGAGACAGCGCCGCCUUAAGCGGCUGCAAAGUCAAGACAAAGAGAGCCAAAAAGGGUCCACGUCAUUGAACACGCAGCUGUACAGGAGACGCCGAGGAGGAGCCUGUCCAGGUGACUGGCUACACAUGCAACGAAAAGCAAUGCUAACUCAUUCUACUUCAAGGCUGUCCAUCUAUUCAUCCGUCAAAUAUUGUCACUUGUGUCAACAAACACAUUCAUAAAUACACUUGCCCUCUGUCUGUCUCUCUCACACCCAAACAUAUCAAGAGCUUAAUUUUCAUUUAUUUAUAUUAUAGAUAAAGACUUAAGUUUGAAGUGGAAAAGUGCAACAUUAAAGUAACCACCAAACAAAGGAUGCAGUUUGAGUAAAUGAAGGCUACAAAAAGCAUUAAGGGCAAAUAUGUUGUGUUUUCCUGGUGCGUUCAGGAUCUCAGAGAACAGUGAAUACAAAAAGUCUGAAUGCUCUUCCCUGAGGAGAAAGUUAUCUUCGAAGUUAAAAGUUCAAAUUCUUGAUGAGCAUGAAAAUAAUGUAAACUCAAACCAGAUGAGCUCAAAGGGAAUGUUUGACAUUUUGGGGGAAAUUAUGCUUAAACUUAGAGAGAUAUGAGAAGAUCUAUACCACUCUUCAAGAUCAAGGUCUUGAAGCUACCAGCAGCCAGUUAGCUUAGCUUAGCACAAAGACUGGAAACAGGGGGAAACAGCUAGCCUAUGUCCAACCUACCAGCACCUCUAAAGCACACUCAUUUACACGUUAUAUAUUGUUAAUUUAAUCCAUAAAAGAAUUCAAGUGAACUCUUUACACACAGUCACUUGAUCCAUCAUUGAUAGACAAAAAUAAUGAUUAGUGCAGCUUUAACAAACUGGACAUGAAGUCUCCUUUAUUUUGGUGGUUACCUUUAUAAACAAUGAAUCAGCUAUGGCUCCAAAAAAGAUAAAGAGGCAGAGAAAUACAUCCUCUAACACUCGCUUACCCUCUUUUCUACUUUGUGAUGUCAGUCUUACACCCUCACCGACUGAGAAAACCGAGAAAGUGACCACAAAAAGGACGAAACGUAGAGGAAGACUUAUUUCUCCAAGAAGUUUAAGAGACAAUAAGACUUUGAAGAUGUAGGGUAUUAUUUGAUGAAUCAUAGGAGGAAAUUUACAAAUUGUAUCUGUCUUUCUUUUCGUGCCAUUUUCCCCAUAUGAAGGUAUUUUAACACUCCAAGGAUCUUUGAAACUUUACCUUUUUUUUUUUUUGGCUCCGCUAAGAAUGUAGACACGAAUAAGUCUAAAGAGAUUAAUAUGUUACGUGUUGUGCUAUUUUCUAUUUACUUUAAUGCAAAAUAUUUUUAACAUUCUUAACAUUUUCUCAACAUUUCACUGAUUUAAAUUGUAAGAAAAAGUGAAGAAUUUCUUGCACACCAACUCUGAGACUGACUGACUGUUGACUUUAUGUAUAUCUAAUGUAUAUUCAUAUCUUUACAUUUCCUUGACUUUUGGAAGUGCUCACAUACAAUAAACUUUCUACAAAAUUAA
Perca flavescens (yellow perch) is the source of this 2736-nucleotide messenger RNA. It is a transcript of the gene chad, whose product is annotated as chondroadherin. The transcript is spliced from 4 exons. The record is from RefSeq and is a predicted model, not a curated record. The coding region runs from base 196 to 1287 and encodes 363 amino acids. Gene Ontology annotation, molecular function: protein binding. NCBI's taxonomy places the organism in Eukaryota, Metazoa, Chordata, Actinopteri, Perciformes, Percidae.